AUGAGUGAAUACUCGUCCGUCUUCAGCGUCAACGACAGGCUGGCCCUGCUCGACACCGACACCGACGGCGAGAGUUUCGUGAGCGAUCACCACUUUGACACGCACAAAUACACGAUGGCCGAACAAUACUCGUACAGCCCGAAUCGCAGUUCCCAGUCGACCCUCACGCCGCCCGACUCGUCUGACCGAAAGCAAGACUACGGCGCUCUGGCCGGCGCAACCGAUUCAGAAGCCGACAACAGCGACAAUGAUGACACCUCCCAGCUCUCACGCUCCGCCUCCAUGUCGAGCAGGUACUCGAUCUACUCCCUGUCGCGCGUUAGCUUCGCCAGUCAGCUCGCCCAGCUCGGCGCCAUCCAAUUGCCCGAUGCCACCUCCCUGUCCGCACGCAUAUCAUGCAUGCCCACCUCGGCCAGCGCUGCAAAUGCCCUGAAAGACUCCUCGGAGCAGAUAAGAAGAUGGAUCCGGAAUGCCCACACAGUGCUGGAAGGCUUGGAAGCCGAAGACGAUGUUGAAUGGGCUGCUGCCGGUGGACGAGAAGGUCUGGACCACGUCGACCGCGCCAUUGGCCGCUUCGACAAGGUUGUCAAGCUCUACAUUCUCUCCGUCGAAGAACUGCAUUUGCGACACGACAUUGCUACCUUAGCACGGGAACAAAUACAGGCCAACUCGGACGACAUGGAUGCCGUCAUUAGGGAAUGGCAAAAGAUCAAAGAUUCCUUGGCUGGUGUCAAAGAGCAGGUCGAGAUUGCCAUGGAGUGGGAACAACUCUCAACCUCUAUCGGGACCGGUAUCGCUCACGAGCUCGAUGACCUAGCCGGCCUGGUAUUCGAGAUGGAGGAACAGCGACAUCAAUCCGUCACCUGCAACCUGGCCGAUUCCGACCACAACCUUGACAUUGACGAGCUGAAACACAUCGUCGACGAAAAGGCCAGUACUUCCAAGGCCGCGUCCAACCCUCGCCAUAGUCUCCCUCCUCCCUUCUCAUCCACGUCCGCUCUACAGGCUCCUCCUACCAUUGGCAACAUGGAAGACAACUUGCUGGCUCUGUUCGCUCGCAUGCAACCCCUGAGGGCGUCCUUGGACUUUCUGCCGAUGCGUUUAUCCGUCUUCCAUUACAAAGGUAAUCCCGUCUUUCCAACUGCCUGUCUCAACUUGGAGGGCAGACGUGACGCUCUAGAGGCCCAAUGGAAGAAGCUUGAGGCUGAUGCUGAAGCUUUGCGACGUGAACUGGGCGAGGAUCGAUGGCUACUGGUUUUCCGCAACGCCGGGAGACAGGCUCUGAAAAUGUGCCAGUCUGUUUCAAGAAGCAUACAAAAACUUGCAACGGCCCUCGACCAUGACGAACAGCAUACAGACAAUGCCUCGCUGGCAAAGAAAGUUGAGAGCUACGAGGCAAAGAAAAAUCACUAUGGCACCGCAAUCGAAAGAGUACUUGCCAUUAUCGAUCGUGGUGUACUUGAUCGACUCACUGUCAACGGCGAGAUUUUAGGACUGCAGUCCGAUAUGAAGAGAAAAUGGGCAGGCAUUCAAGCAGAGAUGCGGGAGCUGGACUCGCGCUUGCGAGGAGUGAAUCUUGACAUGCGAAACCAGCAGUUGCGCGACUCCGUCAGCACUAUUGUCUCGUCCGAACACUCCAUGACUAGUAGUAGUAUGGACACACCUAGAAGUUCGUCAGCCUCGUCUGUCAGUCGACCCGAUUUGACCCCCAGACGAUCGUCUCGUUUUACCCGCUUCGUCAGUGCCUUGCCACGCAGGACUCCUCAGUCCAAGCCCAAAGAUUCGAAGCCGUCUCUGAACCACAAGCCCUCGCGCGGUAAUUUGGCAUCGGGCGGAGCUACAUAUACCCCUUAUACUCCUCCACCUGCAACAGAUCCGCUCGUUCGCCAAUUCAAGGCCCCAGAAAACAAACCACGAUGGAAUCUCGCAACAAACACCAGAAGCACUUCUCUCAACUCACUUCAUCCACCAUCUUCAGAACCAGCGACGAAUCGUAGAGUCACCCUACCCCAUCGACCAAGCACUCCGAGUUCCACAGGAUCCAAAAUACCCACACCAAAUACAUUCACCCGCAGCACCAAUUCUCCAGGUCCCGCUUACUCUCCAGCUACACCUUCAAGAAGAAACGUCUCAACGCCUACGAGCUCGCCGUUGACGCCACGAGCACAGAGCUCUUUGGCCUAUCGAUCUGUCUCUACCAACAAUGCAAAACCUCGUUCCACCUCGUCGUCACUUCUACCAGGACUACGACUGCCACGAGCACCUUCAUCGCUUCGCAAGACCAGCUAUCUGUCACCUACACUUGAUGACCACGACGAGAAUGAGCAUGCAGAUGCCGGAGGGCUGGCUCCUACGCCACAGAGAAGAGCCGCGAGCUCACUAAACACCAGGAAGACUAAUGCGAAUCUGUUCGGAUUCUCAAGAAAUCAAUGA
This is a messenger RNA of Aureobasidium subglaciale EXF-2481, 2433 nucleotides long. RefSeq lists its product as uncharacterized. The record is from RefSeq and is a predicted model, not a curated record. Gene Ontology annotation, cellular component: spindle pole body; cell cortex; mating projection tip. The transcript has a single exon. Gene Ontology annotation, biological process: nuclear migration along microtubule; mitotic spindle orientation checkpoint signaling; establishment of spindle localization. Bases 1 to 2433 code for a protein of 810 amino acids. Lineage: Eukaryota; Fungi; Ascomycota; Dothideomycetes; Dothideales; Saccotheciaceae.